Messenger RNA from Physcomitrium patens, 2558 nucleotides. Its product is annotated as putative clathrin assembly protein At2g01600. The record is from RefSeq and is a predicted model, not a curated record. Lineage: Eukaryota; Viridiplantae; Streptophyta; Bryopsida; Funariales; Funariaceae. Gene Ontology annotation, cellular component: clathrin-coated vesicle; clathrin-coated pit. Gene Ontology annotation, molecular function: phosphatidylinositol-4,5-bisphosphate binding; clathrin heavy chain binding; 1-phosphatidylinositol binding. Gene Ontology annotation, biological process: clathrin-dependent endocytosis; vesicle budding from membrane; clathrin coat assembly.
CGCUAUUGAUUGUUGUUGGAAAUCGCCGUCGAGCUGUAACAGUGCAGAGGAAUUUCUAUCAAAACCACAAAAUCUGGCUUGUGUGUGACUUCAAAUCACACCAGUUGGGGUUGCGGAGGGACUGUGGCACCCUACCGAGUCCCCAACCGGUUGCUUAAGUGCCAGGGUUUGGUGUGAAGUUGAAUUUGGGUGGUGCGUGCGUGCGUGCGUGCAGAAUACGAUGGAGUCAUCCGAGGAACAGCCUACAAACUUUUCUCUAGUGAUUAGUUUGAAGAAUCAAAUCACAGAGCAUUUUGCGGAAUAAGGAAUGUACGGACCUUUAGACCACACUUGGAGUGAGUUUGCUACCGAUUCCGUCACCACAUAUCAGCUGGCAUCUCCUGCUGGCCCACUACGAGGUUUCUCGAACAUUUGCUGAUGGAGUUGUUCAAUUGGAGCUGUCUUUCAUCUGUUUAGGUGGACCAGUUUCUUUUCACGGUUUCACUAGUGAUCGUACAGUGCGACUUUUCUCAAUCUUUUUUAGGGCGGUUGCGAUAUUGGGCGAGUUAGUCUUUGGUCUAGAUUUGCGCUCUGUGACUGUGACCUGAUACUCCUCGUGGCUUCAUUCGAAGUUUCUGUCUCGCGGACCCGCAGUUGGUUUUGCCGUUGGGUGGAAGAUGUUCUUGCCAAAGUAUGUCGUGCUCAAAAACUUCGUUCAAAAUAAGGUUUGUCGGUGCGGGAUUUGGAGUUUUGAUGACACGAGUUAGAAGCCGUGGAAGCUUGUAGAAGAGGUCGUUUCAGGGGAUUCCUUUGCGAUGAAGUUACAAUAUGAGUGAUGGUUACAAUCCUGGGAAAAUUAGUGCGAUGGUUUGAGUAGUUUGAAACUUUUCAUUGCCUCAAAAAGUUGGCAGUUGUAUCAUAGGGUAUGGCAGGAUGGUUGAAGGGAAGGGUGAAGGUAGGCGCCAUACUGGCCUUGUUGAAGGACCAGACCGCUGCUUCUCUAGCAAGGGCAAGCGGGACUUUCCCUCGCUUACAAGUGGCAAUUUUAAUGGGCACAAGUCACAACGAGUGCCUGCCUGCGGAGAGUUACGUGGAAGAAAUUCUUGCUACAGGAACUGGAUCUCGCAUGCAAGUCACUUACUGCAUACAGCAUCUUAGGAAGCGCCUGAAUAAGACACAGAACUGGGUCGUGGCCAUUAAGUGUCUCGUCAUCUUGCACAGGUGCAUUCUGGACGGCGGUUUCCUCUUCCAAGAUGUCCUCUCCUUCAGCUCCAUUAAAGAAGCCAAGCAGUAUCUCCAGUUUGAAAGGAUAAGGUAUUCCCAAGCUCCUGUGGAAAGGGAAUAUUGCUUGUGGGUGGGUCAAUACGCCUCUUACUUAGACGCGAGGCUGAGGUGCGCCCAUACUUUGAAAACGCAUCUUGAUUGCAGGUGGAGCGUUGAGAUCAUUGCGAAUAGAGUGGAGUACAUGGACACCUCAGAGCUCUUGCAUCAGUUGGAAGCGUUGCAGAACUUGAUGCAUGGUCUUUUCCUUUGUCAGCUUGGAGGUGAAUCGGGCGAGCAUCCAGUUAUUCAAGGCGCCCUGGUGCUUGUGGUGAUGGAUAGCUAUAAAUUGCAUGAGGAAAUCAGGCUCCGCAUUCAGGAAAUCCUAGACAGAAUCGAGAUUCUGCAGUUCGCUGAGCUCUUACACGUUUUACAUAUUUUCAAGAGAGCUAUUUCCCAGUUGCAAUGCCUGGAGACGUUUCUGGCGAGCUGCAAGGAAAUGAGAUUGUUUUCUGACUUGCCCUGUCCGGGGAAAGGUGUCGUGUCAAAACUUGAGAUACAGAAAGUGACUGAGAUGAUCCAGAACCUACAAAAUAAUCCGAAAGCUCCUUCGAAUGCAAAUUCGGUGUCAUUAGGCAAAAACAAGUCGGAUGGAAACGCUGCUCUCAACUCGCUCAACAUAGGAGGUCAAGGUCCUCUGCUUAGGACUACUAGUCAACCUAUGAAGCAAUUGCCUAGACAUGCCCAAGUUACCAAUGGAUAUAUGACUCGAGAGUUUCCUUUCAUUGCAGAAGAACCAGCCCCACAUCGUCAUUCUGUCGGUGGCGUUGCCGACUUAAUCGAUCUUUCAGUGGAUAUAGAUGUUUCAAAUUUGGGUAAAGGUAAUACAGUCAAUUUUCCUCCUUCCACAAUGCAGGACCUGAUCACAUUCUAAUUUUUCUGAGGUAUAUCUCUCACUCUCAAACGUAGAUACGUUUUCAGUUUUGGUCACUCAAAACAGAUGUUUGCUAGAGGCUCCAGGCAAAGAACGAUGCAGAUAAAGUGGCUGGCUUCAGCAAUCAUCCUGGCCCCUGCCUUACUGUUCUAUCCAGAUCUUUAUGACCCAUGUCUGAAUUGCUUCAUUUGUACUCUACAGAAGUUAUUGAGCUUGAAGAGUGUACAUACGAGCCAUGUACACUGGAAGCCCUUUGUUCAGAAAGACAAUUCUUUUUCAAACUGCCUGUUGUAAAGACCUGUGCAUGUAGGUCCAAGUCUUGGUUAUUGGGGUCGGCCAUUGUAUUCAAGUUUAUCUUCCAAAUAAACAAUGGAUUUCAACAAAA